CGUAAAUGUCACGUGUUUUCAUGGCAGCUUGCUGUCCAGGGUCAGAGAGGCUGCUCGUUUGACUGGUAAGGUUACAGAGAUUGUAUUUUUCGCAAACCUAUGGAAGAAAAGAAGCCUGAGCAGGAUGAGUUCGGGUACCACUUGUUCCCGGAAAGAGGCAACGGCGAGAGCAAGAAGAACAGUAUCUUGUCAAAGAGCUUGUUUAGCUUUAACCAUAAGUGCCAACUGAUGCUGAAGAUUGCGCUGGACACAAGCCCAUAUGCCAAGUUGCUUUUAGAUGCCAUGAAACAGUCAGGCUGUACAGUUUAUAAAGACAGACACUUCUCUUGUGAAGAAUGUGAUGGAUCAGUCAGUGGAGGAUUUGAUGCUGCAACUUCAGAGAUUGUAUUAUGUCAAAAUAAUAUUCAUCAACAAUCCCAUAUGAACCGCGUAGUUACACAUGAAUUAAUUCACGCAUUUGAUCAUUGUCGUGCACAUGUAGAUUGGUUCAACAAUGUGCGACACUUAGCCUGUUCUGAGAUUAGAGCUGCUAACCUGAGUGGGGAUUGUACGCUUGCUAAUGAGCUUACCCGAUUCAAAUUCGGUGUUAAAGGACAUCAUCAGGUUUGCGUCCGAGACAGAGCCCUUCGUUCCAUUUUAGCUGUAAGAAACAUUAGCCGAGAAACCGCUGAGAAGGCAGUAGAUGAAGUUUUUGAUUCAUGUUUCAAUGACCAUGAGCCAUUUGGGAGAAUCCCACACAGUAAAGCUGACGCAAAAUUUGCAUACAGAGAUUUUCAGAAUCGGGAUCGGUAUUAUGCAAACCUUUGAAAAUUAAAUUGCUGGCGUUGUAUAAUUAUUAAAAACGUUGAUAUAACUUUUAUGUAUGUUAUGUUCUAUGAAGAAUUAAUUAAAUGAAUCCAUUGAAAUAGAAAUAGAAAUUUUUUAAAUAUGAGCAUGUAAUAAUAUUUUUUCUAAUCUCACAAAAAUGAGAUGCAAGCCUACUAUAAAGUAUUCGAGGAAAACUUCAAUAGACUAAUCAUUUUAUAUAAAACUUCUGAAA
Xenopus laevis (African clawed frog) is the source of this 1039-nucleotide messenger RNA. RefSeq names its product ATP23 metallopeptidase and ATP synthase assembly factor homolog L homeolog (gene atp23.L). Gene Ontology annotation, cellular component: mitochondrion. Gene Ontology annotation, molecular function: metalloendopeptidase activity. The record is from RefSeq and is marked provisional. Gene Ontology annotation, biological process: mitochondrial proton-transporting ATP synthase complex assembly; mitochondrial protein processing. Lineage: Eukaryota; Metazoa; Chordata; Amphibia; Anura; Pipidae.